AUGAUCGCAGCAGUGGAAUCAAUCCUCAGCCAGACGGGAGCGACAGACGAAACGAAUAACCUCAUUCGACACCAAAAGUCCUCCCUACUCAUGGCUCAUAGGCCGCGCGAGGUGCUUUCCAAGGUCGAGCGCGAUGCACUUAAGGAACUCAGGGCCGACAACGAUCUCGUUAUCGUGCCUGCGGACAAGGGGCGCUCAACGGUCGUAUUGGACAGAACAGACUACAAUCAAAAAGCCAAAAGCUUGUUGGAGGAUCGUCAGUCCUAUGUCCCAUGUGAAUCCAACCCCAUAAAAACGCUGGCACGCGAGAUUAACGCGACGCUGUUGGCAAUGGAGAACUCAGGUGCAAUAUCGCCAAUCGACCGACAAGAAACGGCCCUAGCCCAAUUCUACGGUCUCCCAAAAGUGCACAAAGAGGGCGCUCCUCUCCGGCCUAUCGUAUCACUAAAGGGCACUCCAACCUACGGACUGGCAAAGUGGCUGUUCCAACGUCUCAAUUUCUGA
Messenger RNA from Spirometra erinaceieuropaei, 504 nucleotides. The record is from the annotation of a GenBank genome assembly. Lineage: Eukaryota; Metazoa; Platyhelminthes; Cestoda; Diphyllobothriidea; Diphyllobothriidae.